AUGGAGCUUCCGAGGGAGGAAGAGGAGGGUUUGCUCUGUUGCGGGUGGCCCAUCCCUCACCCCCCUUUCCAGCCGACCCCCAUCCCUCUCGGUCCUCCAUGCUGCUCCCGUGCUCUGCGUUUUUGCCCUCCUUCUCCCGCUCAGAAAUUCUCGAAGAUAUUGGAGUACGCGCGGUGGUUGGGGAUGGAGCUUCCGGGGGAGGAGGAGUUGCUGUGGGUGGCGCGGCAGGGGCUGAAAUCACCUCUGCCGCCCAACUGGAAGCCCUGUGGCACGGAGGACGGGGAGAUCUACUAUUUCAACUUCCAGACGGGCGAGAGCGUGUGGGAGCACCCCUGUGACGACCACUACCGCGCCGUCUACCACCAGGAGAAGGCCAGGCUGCUGCUCGCCCGCGCCCCUCCCCCCCCUGCUGCUGCCAGUGGUGCUAGUGGUGGUGGUGGUUCUGCUGCUGCUUCUGCUCGUGCUGCUGUGGCUGGCGGUGGGAGUGUGGAGGGUGCGGGGAGGAAAGGAGGCUUUUGGGGAGUGGCGGGGCCAGGGACAGGGAUGAUGGGGGGAGGAGGAGGGAUGGGUGGAGAGACGUAUGUACGGCAGGCAUCCCUGCCACCACAGAAUAGAGGGGAGCAUCACGAAAACUUGUUUCGCCAAGGAUCGUUGCAGCCUAACUCAGCUGCAACGCGCCAGCAGAAAGGGUCACCUGCGCGCGCCCAUGCCCAGCAGUCGCAGCUAAGGCCUCCGCAGCAGCAGCAGCAGCAGCAGCAGCAGCAGCAGCAGCAGCAGCAGCAGCAGCAGCAAGCAACAACACGAAGCUCAUCCAGUAAAAAUUAUGUGAAGCUCUUUCACCAAACCUCCUGGUCCCCCGAACCUGGCUCGGUUCGUCAGUCUGCCGCGGCUGCCAGCCUGGCUCGGGCAGGCUCCGUUCCCGUUGCGGCGAAUGGCGUGAAUGGCCAUCCUGCUGAAACUGAGGAGGAGGAGGAAGAUUGGAGCAGCUCUGACGAUGGUGACGAUGGUGGCAGUGGUGAUGCGGCUGCUAAUGCUGCUGCUGCCGCUGCCUGCCUCAUUCCUCUGUUCCCCCUCUCUGUAUGUUCCCUCUACCUCUCCUGCACAUAUUGGAGCAGCUCUGACGAUGGUGACGAUGGUGGCAGUGGUGAUGCGGCUGCUAAUGCUGCCGCUGCCGCUGCCGCUGCUGCUGCUUGCUUCAUUCUUCUGUCCCCCCUCUCCUUGUGUUCCCUCUACCUCUCCGUGACAUAUCGGAGCAGCUCUGAUGAUGGUGACGAUGGUGAUGCGGCUGCUAAUGCUGCUGCUGCCGCUGCCUGCCUCAUUCCUCUGUUCCCCCUCUCUGUAUGUUCCCUCUACCUCUCCUGCACAGAUUGGAGCAGCUCUGACGAUGGUGACGAUGGUGGCAGUGCUGAAGGAAAAGGAGGGAGUGAGAAAUUCAAGAGUGCUGAUAGUGCCGAUGCUAGUGCGAAGGGCUUGCUUAAAGCGGAGGGAGUAAGAAUAGGAGGCAGUGGGAGCUUCAAAAGGGCUGAUAGUGCUGAUGCUAGUGCUGCUAAGGGCUUGCUUAAAGCAGACGGAUCAGGAGGGAGUGAGAAAUUCAAGAGGGUUGAUAGCGCUGAUGCUUGCGCGAAAGGCUUGCUUAAAGGCAAGAAUGUGAGACGCGGAGGGAGUGGGAGCUUCAAGAGGGCUGAUAGCGCGGAUGCUAAGGGUGUUGUUCAAAUUGAGGCUUCUAGGAAAGGAGGCAGUUGGGAUUUUAAGAAGGAUAAUGGUGGGGAUAGUAAGAGGAAUGGCAGUUGGGAUCUUGCUAAGGGUAGUUUUAGAUGUGAAGAGGCAGGUGGGGAGGAGAGAGAAGAAGGAACAGAGUCUGGUCAGGAAGGGAUGGUAAUUUUGGACAUGGGUCAAAGCAAGGUAAGGGAAAAGGGAGUGUACGAGGAUGGUGGUGAUUUAAAGGAGAGACAUGAGUUGGUGUGGGAGGAAAUGCAGAAAGAAUUGCGAGAGGGUAUUGAGAAGGAGAGGGCGCGACUGUGGGAGGAGAUGCAGGCAGAUGUGAUGAACCAGUUGGAGAGCAGGAAGCAGGAGCUGUUUGCUGACGUGGCGAGGAAAGUUGAUGCUGACGUGGCGGAGGAGUAUGAGAGGAUCAGGCAGCAACGGGUGGAGGAGAUUAGGCAACAGGGCGAGGUUGAAGCAGAGGUUAGGGAAUACCGAGCCAAGUUGCUAGCUUCGGUAGAAGAGGAGGAGACGCGCUUGCGAGAGAAUUUAAGAGAGAGUAAGGCUCGGGAAGUGGCUCGGGCCGAGCGUGAGGUUCGGCGGCUGCAGGAGGAACUGGAGGUUCGGGCGACCCAGGUGCUAGACUCGUUCAGAACCGACCUGCAGGUUCGGCUGGAAGGGGAAAAGCUGAAGCUGAGAAGAGAGGCAGUGCGCGCAUUAGAGCGAUGGAGGGAGGAGCUUGAGAUGAAGGUUCAGAGGAAGGUUCAGGGCAUGAGGAUGGAUUUACAAAUGAAGCUGGAAGCAACGAGAAGGGAGAUGGAGGUGGUAAUGAGGAAGAAAGUGGAGGAGGAGAGGGUGUGGCGAUUGGAACGGCUGAGUCGGGAGUUGAGGGAAGAGGAGACCGAGCUGAGAAGAGUCUGGAAGGAGAGGAUGGAGAGAGAGAAGCAGAGGGUUCUGGGAGGUGGUGGGUCAAGGCGUUCGUUUGAUCUGACGGGAAAGGCAGCUCUGCUGGGGCUGGGGGGUGAGAGGAACGGGCAAGGCGUUGGGAUGAGGGAGGAGCAGAGGGUGCUGGGGGGUGUUCCGAGACAUUCUUUUGAUUUGACGGAAAAGUCCCCUCUGAUGCUGGGCGGAGUGAGAAACGGCCAAGGUGCAGGGUUGAACUUGAGAGAGGAUGAGCAGAUGAUGUUUGGAAACAUGAGGAGCCCGAGAAGGGUCGGAGGAGUGAUGGGGCAACAACAGCAGCAGCGGCGGCGGCAGGUGGGGGAGUCAUAUGCCGGGCAGGUGGAAGGAAGUGUAUUGGCCGGGGACUGGAUAAGUGGGGGCCGGAUUGGGCUGGGGUCAGGGGGGAGGAAAUUGAGGAACCGGGGGAAAAGCAGUCGGACGGUUGGGAGCGAAUCUGGUCAUGAUCGGACGGUGGAGGAUGCAUUGAAAACGGGGAGCGGCGGAGGGUACUACUCGCCAUGGGGCGAUUCUGGUUCGGAGGGACUGGGAGAGCUGGGGAAGGGGGAUCUGGGGAGGGCUCAUCUACGUGUGCGGUGCAGAGGGGUUGAAAGCGGUGGAGGGGCGUUUGACGAUGGAGGAAUCUCGUUCGGGGAGCGCGAGAUCAUGUUGAAACAAGCCAGGCGGUUUGCAGCGGAGCAGCGGCGGAGCUUGAAGGAGCGAGAGGCGGUGCUGGAGGCGGCUAGGAGGGACUGGAGGAGCCGUAUGGAGGCAGUUGAAGAGGAGCGAGAGGGGGUGCUGGAGGCAGCUAUGAGGGACUGGAGGAACCGCAUGGAGGCAGUUCAAGAGGUGAGGGUAGGGGGGGGGGGGGGUGGUGUGCUUGUAGUGAAUGGUGUGACUGUACUAGUGGGGUUUCAAGGUGCAAGGGAGCUUGAAGGGGCGAGAGGCCGUGAUGGAGGCAGCUAG
Closterium sp. NIES-65 is the source of this 3606-nucleotide messenger RNA. Lineage: Eukaryota; Viridiplantae; Streptophyta; Zygnematophyceae; Desmidiales; Closteriaceae. The record is from the annotation of a GenBank genome assembly.